CUUGAAAGUACAAAUGGAAUCAACAACUGUCCACUUGGCAUAUAUAUCUAUGCAGACAAAUCAAAACUCUCCUCCUUUGGCUCUGUCAAUGGAGUUGGUGGUGGAUGCUUGGUUGGGUGGCUGCCAGAUAUUCAUGAAAAUGGUGUGGAAAGCUGUGACAGACAUUGGGCUGAGUUCCAGGCACAGAUUUAUCAACAGGUCAUGGCUGAAAUACUCCAAUCACUGUGUCGACCAGGUGCAUAUGGGAAAAAUGUAGUGUGUGCAGAUGGGAUAACGAGACGGAUUUUCCCCUUUGUCUUUGGACUAAUUGCAGACAACCAAGAAAUGUGA
Molecule: messenger RNA, 330 nt
Organism: Cantharellus anzutake
Lineage: Eukaryota; Fungi; Basidiomycota; Agaricomycetes; Cantharellales; Hydnaceae
Exons: 3
Source: RefSeq, a predicted model, not a curated record